AUUUGUGAAGUUGUGAAUGGGAUAACGCCGAUAGCGUAAGACGAGUGAGGAGACUUCUCCGGCGAUGGCGUCGUCUUCCGUCACCUUAACCGCCGCAAUCUCUUCCCCUGUCUACAACCACAGUGAUAUCAACGGAGUUAGAAGCUUCUCGCGCCGCCGCACAACACUGCCGCCGAAUGCUACGAGGUGGACGAGGAAAUGUUUCAGAACUUCGGUUGUGGUGGAAGCGGCGACGGUGGCGAAGAAGAAGAAGAACGCUAUGGAGUACAGGAAGCUAGGAGACUCCGACCUAGUUAUUAGCGAGGUUACAUUGGGAACCAUGACAUUUGGGGAGCAAAACACCGAGAAAGAAGCUCACGAGAUUCUGAGUUAUUCAUUUGAACAUGGCAUCAACUGCAUAGACACUGCUGAAGCAUACCCUGUUCCAAUGAAGAAGGAAACUCAAGGUAGAACAGAUCUUUAUAUCGCCAGUUGGAUGAAGUCCCAGCCAAGGGACAAGAUUAUUCUGGCAACUAAAGUAUGUGGGUAUUCAGAGAGAUCAUCAUAUGUGCGGGACAAUGCCAAGGUUUUGCGUGUGGAUGCUGCUAAUAUCAAGGAAAGCGUAGAGAAAAGUCUUAAGCGCCUCGGCACUGAUUACAUUGAUUUGCUGCAAAUUCACUGGCCAGAUCGGUAUGUACCACUCUUUGGAGAGAGUCAUUAUGACCCGUCAAAAUGGAGACCUAGUGUACCAUUUGUAGAACAACUGAGGGCCAUGCAGGAUCUCGUAGAAGAAGGCAAGAUUCGGUACGUCGGUGUUUCAAAUGAAACAUCAUAUGGAGUCAUGGAGUUUGUUCACGCGGCAAAAGUUGAAGGACUGCCAAAGAUCGUGAGCAUCCAGAACAGCUACAGCAUGCUAGUUAGAUGCCGUUUUGAAGUUGAUCUCGUGGAGGUAUGCCACCCAAAAAAUUGCAACGUUGGCUUACUCGCUUAUUCUCCGCUGGGAGGCGGUUCGCUGUCAGGGAAAUAUCUGGGUGAAGACUCCGAAAUUACAAGGAAGUCGAGGCUGAAUCUUUUCCCAGGAUACAUGGAACGAUACAAAUCAUCGCUUGCCAAGGAAGCUACGAUAAAGUACGUGGAACUGGCGAAGAAGCAUGGUCUAAGUCCGGUGGAGCUGGCCCUGGGAUUCGUACGUGACCGACCCUAUGUGACGAGCACAAUCAUCGGGGCAACCUCCGUGGAGCAGUUGAAAGAGGAUAUGGACGCUUUUCUCGCGACGGAGCGGCCGUUCUCGCCGGAAGUUAUGGCCGGCAUUGAAGCCAUCUUCAAGAGGUACACGGACCCCGCUUUCUUCUGACACCUCCUUUCUAAGUGAACGUUAAUAAACUCUAUUGUUCUCCUUUUUUUUUUUCUCUCGAUUAAUAUUUGAUUAAAUAUGGACCGACAUCAAGAUCUACUGCUUCCCAUUCCCCACGUUCUCAGAUUCUCUCCUCUUUAUUGAUGGGUUGAACACCUUGUUUUAUA
Messenger RNA from Tarenaya hassleriana, 1500 nucleotides. Its product is annotated as protein tas. Lineage: Eukaryota; Viridiplantae; Streptophyta; Magnoliopsida; Brassicales; Cleomaceae. The transcript has 8 exons. The record is from RefSeq and is a predicted model, not a curated record. Bases 65 to 1333 code for a protein of 422 amino acids. Gene Ontology annotation, molecular function: oxidoreductase activity.